AUGGAUAAAGGCUCUACGUCGCGUACGCGUCUGCCUGCGCGUACAAAACUCCCAGCAGCAUCGAGUUCAAUCCCAAAACCCUCGACGAGCGCGCAAACGACCAAGAGAACGGCCACGACGGCGCAGCUCGACAAUGGCGAGGUCGAACACGCGUUGACGCGGCGUAAAGAAAAAGUAGAAGCAUUUUCAGCGACAAUGACAAAGAAUGCGCUCGAACGACGCGUCGCAGAUGCCGAACAGGCCAAAAAGACGCUCGAGGCCGAGCUCACAAAGCUCAAGCACGACAAGGAAAAGGUCGAGCGAGAUCGAAGAUGGUUUGCAGAGCGUGAGCAAUCACUCGCAGACGAAAAAGAGGAACAGCGGCGCGAGUUUGACAAGGAAAAGAGCGAGCUCACUACAGAAUUGAGAGAUUCAAGAGCACUCGCACUUAGGCUGCAGCGCGAACUCGACGCGCUGAGCGAGGCCCACGAUGCGCUGCAGCAGACGGCCAUGAAAGCAAAUCGAAUCUCCGAAGAGGCUCAAACGCAACUCUCUGCUUUGCAAACUGAUAGCGAGCGACACUAUGCAGAGGCUGCCAAAUACCGCAAACUCUAUCAGGAAAAGGUCGACGAACUUGAACAUGUACAACAGAAUGCAAGGGCGACGAGUGCGAGUAGUCGUGACUCAAAGGAAUGGGAACUUCUCAGGUCGCAGAUUCUGCAACAAACAGAAGAGAUUCGUCGACUGGAGGAUGCAAAUGCAAAGGCAAAUGCGGAACUGUUGGUAUUGCGGGAGAGAAAUGCCAAUAUCGAACUAUUAACAGAGGAGAAGAGAGUAUUGGAGCGUCGAGCACGGGACAACGACUCUCUCCGAGAGCAAUUGGGUAUGAUGGAAGCCGAAAUGGACGCACUGCGAGAAGAACGAGAAAACUCGAUCGCUCAUGCUCAGCGUUUGUCCGAUGUCCCAGUCUCCAUCACACAGGAAUUGGCUGCCUUGCGCGUCGAACAUGCAGCGACCGUGGGACAACAACAAUCGCUCACGGCUACUUUACAUGAACGAGAAGAAGAGCUCAAGCGAGUAGAAUCGUCGUUGAAUCAGGCAAGGGACGAAACCGCGCAUCUCAAGCUUCGUUUACAAGCAACCGAAGCCGCCGCUACACGCGCAGAGACAAAGGCCAAAGUGGCCCAGCAAGAGGUGGAGACGUUGAAUUCUCUUCUGCAAAAAUUUACCGAAGAAGCGACGUCGGAGGAGCACGACGAGUUGGAUGAAGUGACCGAACGAAGCCAGAUGCGCAUCGUGGCUCUGGAACAAAUGCUCGAGGAACUCAAAGAAGCCAACGAGGCGCUUAUCAACGAGAUGAACGAGAUGGGUGGCGACGCAGCGGAAGUCGUUGGCAACGUCGGACGUGGAUCCAUCUCCGCCAUGAAAGAAGCCCUUCUCCAUGAACGCGACGCGCACGCAGAGGCUCUCAAGGAACUCCAAGUUGCCAAAAGUCGAUUACGCGAACUAGAGCAGCAAGUCGAAAAGCUGGACGAGGAUCUGUUCCGGCUCAAGGGGGAUAUUGGAACGGGUCGGUUUGUGCCUCCGGGCGUGCGUGUGCUCGAGAUGGCGGAUAAUCCUGCCUCGCGGUGGUUCGGCAAACGCGACGAAGACAUGCAGCGGCUCAAAAGCGAAAACGACGCGCUGCGAACCAUGGUCGGCAGUGGCACAGGCGCGUCCGCUACGAGCUCUGUAGUCCCAGCUGGGAUGGUUCCAAAGGAGACUGUGGAUGUGUUGAUGCAGGAAAAGUCGGAGCUAGAGGCCAUAAUCAAAGAAAAGGAGAAGCGGCUUCUGCGAUUACAACAGAUCUUUUCUGCCAAAGCCGAAGAGUUCAAGACGACAGUGACUUCACUCGUAGGCUGGAAGUUUAAAUUCCAACAAAACGGCGCGGUUCAAUUGACGUCCAUCUACAAUCCCAACGCCCUAAUCGUGUUCUCGCAACCGACCAAAAAGUCGAAACGCGAACGUGGACCACUUGAAGGCGAGGAUAUCAAGGUUCAGCUCAUCGCUGAUACUGCACCUCCAGAGGUCAUGGAGCUGUACAGGACAUGGGUUAUUGGAUAUGGCUGUGUCCCCGGCUUCCUUGGGAGCUUGUCUGUACAGUUGUUCGAAGCGUCGCCCGAGGGUGUAGCCAAGCUCAAGGGAACAUGA
This is a messenger RNA of Serendipita indica DSM 11827, 2169 nucleotides long. NCBI's taxonomy places the organism in Eukaryota, Fungi, Basidiomycota, Agaricomycetes, Sebacinales, Serendipitaceae. The record is from the annotation of a GenBank genome assembly.